Messenger RNA from Lachancea thermotolerans CBS 6340, 3168 nucleotides. RefSeq names its product transcription factor TFIIIC subunit TFC4 (gene TFC4). The record is from RefSeq and is a predicted model, not a curated record. Bases 1 to 3168 code for a protein of 1055 amino acids. Lineage: Eukaryota; Fungi; Ascomycota; Saccharomycetes; Saccharomycetales; Saccharomycetaceae. Gene Ontology annotation, biological process: transcription by RNA polymerase III. Gene Ontology annotation, molecular function: protein binding. Gene Ontology annotation, cellular component: transcription factor TFIIIC complex. The transcript has a single exon.
AUGGUCGAGGAGAAUGCAAACGAGAAUGGAGAGGAAAAGAAUAUUGAUGAAGAGGAGUUCUAUGGUAAUUUAGACGAGCUAAGAGAUCUUAUUGAUGAUGAAAAUGACGGAAGAACAGAUGGUAAUGUUACUGGUUUUUCAGACUCAACUGCAAGUGAAGAUGAGGUUUUUGACGAGAGACUAUUAGAGCAAGAUGGCACGCAUCUUGAUGCUGAACAAUUAGAGGAAAAAGGUUCGAUCGACGAAAAUCACUACGAAGACGCAGAUUUGCUAGCUGAGUUCUCGGACUACGGGGAAUUUUCAGAUGAUGAAUAUGAUGAGCAGGACUUCAUGGACGCUAUUAGAGAGGCAAACAAUUUCAAGGUCAAGAGGAAAAACAAAGCUAAGAAAAAGAAGGAAUCUGUAGGCAAGGCUCCGAAACGAAACGUAAGAGAGAGGGUCUUGGACCCUGAGGUGGCACAACUUCUUUCUGAAGCAAACGAGGCGUUUGUUCGAAAUGACAUACAAGUUGCAGAACAUCUUUAUAACGAAGUCAUCAAAAAAGAUGUCAAGAACUUUGCAGCAUACAAGACCCUGGGAGAUAUUUACCAGCUACAGGGACGAUUUAAUGAUUGCUGUAAUUCCUGGUUCCUUGCAGCUCAUUUGAACCCUUCAGACUGGGAGUUUUGGAAGGUCGUAGCGACCCUAUCUUCAGACCUUGGCCAUAUUCGACAAGCAAUUUAUUGUUAUACGAGAGCCCUGCGUAUGAACAGCGAUGAUUGGGAAUGUUUGUAUGGGCGAUCCAUCCUAUACAAAAAAACCAAUCAACUUGGGAGAGCAUUGGAAGGUUUCCAGAGAUUACACAACAACAACCCUUAUGACGGAAAUCUUUUGCGAGAGCUCGCUAUACUCUAUGUGGACUAUAACCGUAUCAAUGAAGCAAUUGAGCUCUACAUCAAAAUUUUCGAAGCUAACGUCCAGAAACGAGAAGCCCUCAUUUCUGCAGCGGAAAAUGCGGUUGAAUCAUCGGGAGAAAGUGGGAAUGAGUCUAAUGACGACGAAAGCGAGGACCUUGAUGAAGCUGAAGAGGGUUACAAGGAAUAUUCACACAUUAACUGGAAAAAAAUCCACAAGAAAUUUAGGUGCAUCGCUUUUGAUUGGUCGUCCCUCAACAUCCUCGCGGAGCUUUUUCUAAAGCAAUCAGGGGAAAAUACUGGUAUCAAAACAAUAAAAAAGUGUGCCAGGUGGAUCCAAAAAAGAGAAAAGCAGACUUUUUGGGAUAAUGUCAACGAUGAUUCAGAAUUUGACAAGAGGAGGUUUAAGAACAGCAAGUUUGAUGCUCUGAGUAAAGAAGAGAAAGAGAAGUCUUAUAUCCUUCCCAUUGACAUUCGAGUAAGGCUUGGUCUUUUGAGGUUGAACAACAAACACGUUUUGGAGGCCAUGAACCACUUCCAAGCUUUGUACGAUGAAACUUUUGUGGAUAUAACGGAUCUUUUUUUUGAGGUAGCGUGUGCUCUAACGAAGGCCGAGAGAUUCCAGGAGGCUAUAGAAUUCUUCGCACCACUCCUACAAAUACCAGAUUACUGUACGCUAGAAGUUUACAAACCGUUGAGCAAAUGCUAUAAAGAAGUGGAGGACUAUGAAAACGCAAAACUCAUUUUCAAAAAGCUGGUUGAGCUUGCGCCAGAGGAUCUGGAAACAAAAUUAACACUUGCUGAAAUAUAUUAUCACUUGGAGGAUCAUGAGACCUUUAAUGCCUUGUUGCUUGAGGUUGUUGAGACCCGAAAACAGCAAGCCACAGACAUUCGACAGGAUGUUGCCGGUUUAAAUGAUCAGCCUAAUCAAGGGCCAGAAGAGCGGAGCACUAAUGAAUUGGGGAAGCCUUUAUUAGAAGAUAUUCAUAUAAGAAAGACAGCUGCAAAGCGGAAACGCACACCGCAAGACGCAGAAAGGGAAAGGAAGGAACGCGAGAAAAGGAUAACAUCGAAUGUCCUUGAUAAAUAUAAUCGACUAAAAAUUUACAAAGAAGGCAUGGAAAAGGGGCAAGAAAGUCAAACCACUCUCUGGAUCGAUACCGCUUCAGAUCUGAUAGACGUAUUCUCUAGCGUCAAGAACUUUUUUGUGAAAAGCCGAUCAAAGAAAUUUGUGGGCGUUAUCAAGAGAAGUCGUAAAUUCAAUAAAAUUAUUGACUAUAAAAUCAAGAGGCUAUCUAAGCUGUCAGAAGGUGAAAAUUUACUAGACGGUUUGCCUUUACUCGAGGAGCGUGUAUCACUCACAUCCUCAACAGAGCUUAGAGGUUUGACGUAUCAGCAGUGGUUUGAGCUUUUCAUGGAAUUAUCUCUAGUCAUUACAAAACUUCAAAGUGUGGAAGAUGGAUUAAGCGUCAUUGAAACAGCGCAAGAGGUGAAUGUUUUUGCACAAGAUCCGGAAAAAGUGAAAAUGAUGAAAUUUGUUAAUCUGGCUAUUGUCCUCCGCUUAGAAGAUGAAGAUGAACUUGUCGAGAACCUGCGUGGUGUUUUAAAUCAAUUUCAAUUUAACAGGAAAGUUUUCCAAUGUUUCAUGUUUUGUGUCGCCCGAGGACAGAUGUCUUCGGAUAUUUUGAGCUCCACUGUGCAGCAAAAGUUUUUCUUGAGACAGCUGAAAGCUUACGAUAGUAUACGUUACGGCCAGCAUGUUGCAGGGCAGGCCUCCGUUACUAACAAAAAGGUUUCGAACCCAGAUAAAUUCAAGUCUCCUUAUUUGCACUACAUCUACGCCAUGCUUCUUUACUCAAGUAAAGGCUUUUUGUUGGCAUUACAGUAUCUUAAUCGACUGGAGCCUGAGCUUUAUGAAGACCCCAUGAUCAACCUCAUGACAGGCUUGGCUCAUUUACACCGUUCCAUGCAAAGACUGACUGCGUCAAGACAUUUCCAAAUUCUACAUGGGCUGAGGUUUCUAUACCGCUACCAUGACAUUCGUGCUAACAGAUACUCAAGCACAGAGAAGCAAGAGGCUGAUUAUAACAUUGGCCGUGCAUUCCACCUCCUUGGCUUGUUUUCAAUUGCAACACGAUACUAUCAAAAGGUUAUGACGGAGUACGGUGACGAGAAAUUAAAGAGACAUGCCGCUUAUAAUUGCAUUUUAAUAUAUAAUGAGAGCGGAAAUCCAGAGUUGGCCAAUAGUCUCAUGGAAAAGUACUUGUCUAUUUGA